UGUGUGUGUGUGUCUGAUCGCUGUGAAUUUUUAGAGUAUAAAAGCCAUAUACCAAACUUAGACACUCAUCCAAUCAUGAUGAAAGCAGCCCUUGUCCUGCUGUUUGCUGCCUACGCUCACGGGUGCGGCGUCCCCAGCUAUCCUCCUUCUGUGAGCCGCGUUGUGAACGGGGAGGAUGCUCGACCCUACAGCUGGCCCUGGCAGAUCUCUCUGCAGUACCUCAGUGGCUCCACAUACCAUCACACCUGUGGAGGCACCCUGCUCUCCCCCGACUGGGUCAUGACUGCUGGUCACUGCAUUGGAUCUCGUACCUACCGUGUGGUGAUGGGCGAGUAUGACCUCACCAAACAGGAGAGCAACGAGCAGAUCAGGAGUGUGGAGAAGAUCGUGGUUCACCCUAACUGGAAUGAGAACUGCCUGUCCUGUGGCAAUGACAUCGCGAUGAUCAAACUGGCCUCCCCUGUCGUUCUGAACGACAAGGUGCAGCCCUCCUGUGUACCAGAGAGCGGAGAGGUCGCUCCUCACGACAACCCCUGCUACAUCACCGGCUGGGGAAGAAUUUACAGUGGAGGUCCCCUUGCCACUAAGCUCCAGCAGGCUCUGCUUCCUGUGGUGGGCCACAGUGUGUGCAGCAGCAGUGGCUGGUGGGGAAGCACUGUGAAAACCACCAUGAUCUGCGGUGGCGGUGACAUCCUCUCUGGCUGCCAUGGAGAUUCAGGCGGCCCUCUGAACUGCAGGGGUAGGGAUGGCCGCUGGUACGUGCAGGGCGUGACCAGCUUCGUCUCCUCUCGAGGAUGCAACACCCUCAUGAAGCCCACAGUGUUCACUCGCACCUCUUCCUUCACCAAGUGGAUCAGUGACACAAUGCUGCAGUACUGAAGACCUGGAGCCUUUUAAAUGUCAAUAAAUCAACUUAAUCAACCA
Molecule: messenger RNA, 924 nt
Organism: Eleginops maclovinus (Patagonian blennie)
Lineage: Eukaryota; Metazoa; Chordata; Actinopteri; Perciformes; Eleginopidae
Product: proproteinase E-like
Exons: 8
Coding region: 76-879 (267 amino acids)
Biological process (GO): proteolysis
Molecular function (GO): serine-type endopeptidase activity
Source: RefSeq, a predicted model, not a curated record